Cercopithifilaria johnstoni is the source of this 1698-nucleotide messenger RNA. NCBI's taxonomy places the organism in Eukaryota, Metazoa, Nematoda, Chromadorea, Rhabditida, Onchocercidae. The record is from the annotation of a GenBank genome assembly.
AUGGCGGAACCUUACAAACCGGCAGCUCGAAUAAUGAGCGAUAAAAUGGAAAAACGAUUCUCGAAAGAUGUAUUGUAUUGGCGGCGCAUGGAGCGUUUGGCUGUUUUUCAAGAACCAGGUAAUGUCUCAAGCACAUCUUUCUCUCCAACAGAUAGCAAUAUGGUCGCCAGUACUUCUUCGAUCAAGCUAACACUUUACGAUGCCACGAUUUGUGAACCUCUGGUAACGCACGGGCGUUUUAAGCAAGCUGUUUAUGGAGUAAGAUUUCGUCGUGAUGGUAAACUACUGGCUGUUGGUAGUGAAGAAGGUCAAGUUCGUCUAUUUGAUGUGCGAAAACACACUUGCGAUGGGAAGAAAACUCCAUUAAGAAUUUUCAAAGCUCACGAAAGCGCAGUCCAUACGGUAAUUUUUACAAGAUCCGGAAAAACACUCAUAACAAUGGGUGACGAAGGAUCUAUUAAAUUAUGGGAUAUUGUCGAAACGAAAUCUAUUCCUUUGAAAGUGUUCGAUGCCGUUCAUAAUGAUCACAUACGAUGCAGUGAUGCUUCCAUGCUUUCUGAUCACUUAUUCGUAAGCGGUUCAUACGAUCAUACAGCGAAAGUUUGGAAUGCUGAAACAGAAGGGAAUGAAGCCCUAAUGUCUGUAAAUCAUGGCUCACCAAUUGAACAGGUUCUGCUUCUUCCGGGUGAUUCAUUCAUUGUUACGGCCGGUGGUCAGCUCAUUAAAAUUUGGAAUAUUGUCUCUGGUGGUACUUUGCAUCAUACGCUUCAUCAUCAUCACAAAACGGUAACUUCACUUUGCCUUGCAUCGAAAGGUACCCGUCUUCUUUCGGGCGGUCUCGAUAAAAGGGUGAAUGUUUUCAGCCUCGAUAGCGGUGACUAUAGACUGGUGCAUUCGUUUAGUUUACCUGCUCAGGUACUCACAUUGUCGAUUUCAUCAAAUGACAAAUUUAUUGCUAUAGGUAUGGGUAAUUUAUUGCAAAUUUCCAUGCGGAACGAGCCAGGAAAGUUGGAAGAAUCUUUAGAAGCUGCACAAGCUGAAAAUGCAGGACUUGAGUACCAUAAAAAAAUGCAUUCAAAUGCACCUGUCGUAUACCAACAACUCCGAGGUGGAACUGUAAAAAAGGCUGAAUUGACUGCUGCCCGUGUUCCACAGGCCAAAUUGGAUAAAGUUGAUUUGUUAUUGCGACGAUUUAAACACUGGAAAGCAGUCGAUGUUCUUUUUCGCGAGAAACACUAUAAGUCACGUCCUGAUAUUAUUGUCGGAGCACUAAUGCAGAUUUAUAAACGUGGAGCAUUAACGGUGGCACUGUCAGGACGUAAGUCAGACACCAUCCAUCCAAUACUUGUCUUUUUGAUGCAGAAUUUCUUUCGGCCCGAAUAUAUGCAUAUAUUACUCAAAACAAUAACCAUUAUAUGUGACGUUUAUGGUAAUGAAAAUAUUGAUCGAAAAAUUGCCAAAAUGUUUUUUAAACUUCAUCGUGAAAUUCAACGAGAAAUUGAAGUUCGCAAUAAGUUAACUGAGUUACGUGGGAUGUUAGAUAUGCUUAUUCAAGUGUCAGAAAUGAACACUGGGAAAUUGGUGAAUAAUCGGGAUGAUAUCGGAGUUUUUGGUGAAGUCGUUGUAACUCCCAUUCCUUUCACAGUGGAUGUCAAUGGACGAAGCAGAGAUAAUGGCAUGCCUAAUAGUACUACUUAA